AUGAAGAAUUCCAUCAUUAUCAGCCUGGCGGCUCUUGGCUCACUCGCAGCUGCGUCAGAGGAGCCCUGUCUCUCGUUGACGACCAAGUUCCCAAGCUGCGUGGUUCGCCUCCCAUGCCAAUGCAAUCCCGAAUCGUACACUGCCAUCCAGUCGCUUGCUUUUGGAUGCGCCGCCACGUGCAGCGCAUCUGAUAUUCCCGCGGGACUCAGAGCCGGAGUCUCCCUAUGUGCGUGUGUCGCCUCGCACGAAGCCACGGCCACGGCCACGUCCGAGUCCGGCACCGAGACUUCGGGCACCGAGACCGAGACCUCCGGGACGCCGCGUACCGGUGCUCUUACGAGCGAGAUAACGGGAACCAGAACCUCGACUGGAACCAAGACUGGUACCGCGUCCGAAGAGACAACCACUACCGGCACCGAGACCGAAACCUCGACUACUACCGAGGAGACUGCUACCGAGGCGACUACUACCGAGCAGACUACUACCGAGGCGGCUACUACCGAGGCGGGCACUACCGAUGCGACUACUACCGAGGAGACUACUACCGAGGCGACUACUACUGGAGCAACGGCAACAACGGCAACAACGGCAACAACACCAACUACUGCUACUCCAACUACUACUACCGCCGGGGCUGGAAUUCUCCAGGUUUCAGUCGCUGUCGUUGCUGGAGCUAUCCUGGUGGCCGCUGUUGCACUGUAA
Molecule: messenger RNA, 702 nt
Organism: Metarhizium acridum CQMa 102
Lineage: Eukaryota; Fungi; Ascomycota; Sordariomycetes; Hypocreales; Clavicipitaceae
Source: RefSeq, a predicted model, not a curated record